This is a messenger RNA of Striga asiatica, 1375 nucleotides long. Lineage: Eukaryota; Viridiplantae; Streptophyta; Magnoliopsida; Lamiales; Orobanchaceae. The record is from the annotation of a GenBank genome assembly.
CUUACAGCAAGGAUAUUCUUGCAAUUUCAACAUAAUAAAGGGACCACUUUUAAUAUUUUCCAAUAACCGGAAAGCAAAAAAUCAUUUGAUUGAUGAAUGAAUCUGUGAACUCGGGUACAUCAUCGGAGAUGACGGCAGGCAAUGGUCUGGCACCGAGCGUCGGCGGCGGCGGCUCUCAGGCGUACGGCGAGGCAUGGUACUGGGACAACCGCUACUCGCAGGACUCCUCCACCUUCGACUGGUAUCAGAAAUACCCCUCCCUCGCCCCCCUCAUCCGCCUCUACGUUCCUCGCCGCCACCCUAUCCUCGUCGUUGGUUCUGGAAAUUCGGCCUUUAGUGAGGGCAUGGCUGAUGAUGGCUAUGAUGAAAUUGUCAAUAUCGACAUCUCCUCAGUGGUGAUUGAAGCAAUGCAAAAGAAGUAUCAGAGUCGCCCACAGCUGAAAUAUAUGAAAAUGGAUGUACGAGAUAUGAGUGCUUUUGGUACGAGGUCCUUUGCAGCUGUCAUAGAUAAAGGGACGUUGGACUCCCUCUUGUGUGGACAAAACUCACAGCACAAUUCUUCUAAGAUGCUUGAGGAAGUCUGGAGGUAUAUUAGCAACUCAAAAUUCAUUGGCGCAUUAUAUAAUUCUCUUAUUUUAAUGUUGUUUUAUCCAUUUGGCGCUACUCCUAAGUUGACGCAGUUGAUGACAAACUAUAGGGUUCUCAAGGAUAAAGGAGUAUAUAUUCUGGUAAGUCGUGUCAUCGUGUUUCUAAGGGAAGGACAGAAAAAACAGAAAACAAAAAGGCAACCAAAUUGCUUUUAUAUUGUUAUGAAACUUAUUAUUUGCAUCUUUUUAUGCUUUUCUUGCUCUUACUUGAGAUUUCGAUGUAUUCAGAUUACAUAUGGAUCACCAAAUUAUCGACUGCCAGUAUUGCAAAAUUUAAAUUGGACGAUCAAGCUGCAUGUAAUAGAGAAGCUUCAACCAGGAAAUCAUAAUAAUAGUUCAAAUUUGAUCCCAGAACUGACCUCUCCUGUUCCCAUUCCCUUGAAUGUGGAUGAACAAAGCUUCCCAGAAGCAGCUGUGGGAAUAAAUUCCAACGUGCACUAUAUUUAUGUAUGCAUAAAGGAUGAUUCAGGGACAGGGUGAGGAAUGACUCAGUAAUAAUGGAAGAACGAUAUAAUGUAUUAUAUAUAUGCCACCUUCAGUUAUUGUUGUUUGUACUAGAUUUCUGUUGUAUUUUUGUAAGAAUGAUGGUGAGUUUCGUUGGUUGAGGAUGAUUGAUUUCAGAUGAACAUUUGAAUAUGUUGGUUUUCUAACUGAAUAUUAAAAUUUUGACCAUCUUGUAAUAAGUUUGAUUGGUGAAAUUUGUGCUCAUUGUCCAGUUUGUGUUCGUG